GUCAAAAUGGCAGACCGACCUCUAUUCUCGCUUGAAUUAUUUCACAGAAUCCCCGAAAUCACCCAUGUUUGCGCUGCUGGUGAGUCCUUGCCUCUCAAAGGGCAAAGUAAAGCCCUCGAAAAAUAUAUGAAGGACAAGUCUUCGGGCCAUAUCGGUCGCUUUCACCAAACGCAAUACCUGGACGACGUUCGAACCCUAGUUUCUCAAGCCUGGGGAGUUGCCAAUCACGAGGUUGGAUUUGCGCCGAGUGUCGCCGAUGGUGUUUCUAUGGUUCUUGAAUCGUUGGAUUGGAGAGACGACGAUAAUGUCUGCGUUCACGUGGACGAAUUUCCCAGCCUGGUUGGCCCGUUUGCCUUCAAACACCAACAAAAGCAAAAGGAUUCCAGGGGAGGCCCGAUCAAGUCCCCAGAAGUAAUCUAUUACAAGAGGAACGAGCUACAAGAAAAGGUCAACGAGAGGACUCGACUCAUUGCCGUGAGCUACGUGUCCUAUUAUGAUGGCACUCGGGUCGACCUCUCAUUCUAUCGACAGGUAGCCGACUCAGUUGGCGCUAUUCUCCUUGUCGAUUUCACCCAGGCUGCCGGAUAUACACCGAUCGAUGCAUCGGUUGCGGACUUUGCAUUCUCUGCAUGCUAUAAAUGGCUACUCGGGACAACUGGAGCCGCGAUCGCAUACUGGAACCAAUCAAAGAUGCCAAACUGGAGACCAAUCACUGGAGGCUGGCAUUCUCUCGCCCUCGGAGCAGUUCGACCACAAUGGGAAAGUCAUUUCCUUGAGGCUCGCAACGAUGCAAUGUGCUUUAGCCGGGGUAAUCCCGCACAUCUUCCGAUCUACGUUCUGCGGGAAUCUUUGGAAUAUCUCAAACAAUGGGACGCUAGUAAGAUUGAGGAGCACGUUCAAACGUUGACAACGGCACUACUCGAAAGACUCAAGACGAAAAGCAUACAUUCCUCUACGCCAACAGCUAAAGAUCAACACGGUGCUAGCGUGACUGUUGAUUGUGAGCGAGCUUCCGAAAUCGUGGAUGAAAUGGCCAAGGCCGGUAUCUACGCGUGGAAUGGCCAGGGGAGAGUUCGAUUUAGCUUUCAUGGCUACAACUGUAUCAAGGAUGUCGAUCGGAUCAUGGAAGUAUUUCCUACGUUGUGGAAAAAGUUCAAUCAGACAAGCUCUAAAAUAUGAGCGUGCUUUCCGGUAUUUCGUUUUCCU
Messenger RNA from Aspergillus steynii IBT 23096, 1206 nucleotides. Its product is annotated as PLP-dependent transferase. The transcript has a single exon. The record is from RefSeq and is a predicted model, not a curated record. NCBI's taxonomy places the organism in Eukaryota, Fungi, Ascomycota, Eurotiomycetes, Eurotiales, Aspergillaceae. Bases 7 to 1179 code for a protein of 390 amino acids.